CUCAGCGCGAAAUUUUGUAAUCUCGCUACUUCCUUAAACAUUUAAAACUGCCUUUUCUUCUUAAAGGUAAACUUCGAAGAAUCUAAGGGAAAAAUUUAGACGUUGAUACGUCGAAGGAUAUUUUAAACCAAGGAUUUUCGGAAACAUUCGGGAUAUUGUCGCGAUUUAAUCGUAGAAUUCUCGGUAUAAGCGAGUAUUAAGGAAAAACAUGGCGGUUGCUGGAAGGCAAAAUCAACUUGAAUACUUUCUUCAAGGAAGCGUGGGGAAGGAAUCCGUGAGCACUCUUUUGCAUAGACUCAGAGGACUGUGUGAUGGUGCAUCUCGACAGUUUGCGACCUUUGCAGAUCGUGAAAUGUUAUAUUCACUCGGUGGUCCAGGGAACAGUGUUUCGCUGAGAGCACGACACUCUCUAGAUGACUCCAAAGCACCAUGGCAGUUACGCUAUGUUGGCCAAAGUGAAAUGGGUGAUAAAAGUAGGAGCACCCUGUUACGCAGUUGUGUUGAGGUGUCAACAAGUGACAAUCUGACAACUUUCCUUAAAGAACUUGGAUUUAGGUAUGAGAGUGAAUUUGUCUUGAAGGGAUAUUAUUUUAUCAAAGGACAUAUGCGAAUCACUGUCAGUCAAGUUUGUAGAGUUGUGGGUGUCAGUGAUCCACAAUCAUCCCAUCCUAUUUCAGAAUCAUACCUUGUGGAAAUCAGUCUUAUGACCACAGUGCAACAGGACACCUUGGCUGAUGAGAUAAAGGCUUUUGCAGAACACUUGAAGCCUCUAGUUCACCUAGAGAAAGUUGAUCACAGAAAACUACACAUGACAUAGCAAAGGACAGUUCUGGUAACCUUCAAUGGUUCAUAUGGCUUUACUAUCACCAACUCACUACUGGAAGAGAGCUGUGUGCUUCUAAAGAAGUGAUCCAGAUGUGGUCUGUCAAGAUUUCAAUUCUUGCAAAGAUUCAUUGACGUUGAAGAAGGUCCAUGAUGUUGAUGGUCUUUUUUUUCAGCUUGGGUUUUUGAAACAAAAAUUAUCAGAUCCUUUAAAAAAUGGACAGGUUUCAGUGAAACUAAUGGUGAUGACACUUCAAAUUGAAUGGAAAAGGUGAAAGACAAAGCAUAGUACUUCAUCACCUUGUGCUUCUGGAACUGUUCUUCUGAUGGAACAUUUUAAUGUUUCAACAUCAAUUCUGAGAAUGUAUAACGCCUUGAGUCACUGGAGGCAUAAACGCAUAGAGCUUCAUAACAUCAUGCUGCAGGACUUGUUCUUCUGCAAGAUGCAUUCUAAUCACUUGCGCACUUGAUGCUUCAUUGGAGAAAAAUAGUCCUGAAUGAGAGUUUAAUCUUAACCAUAAAGUACAGUACAACUGCAGCAACUAUUGAUAAACCCUCAGGAUCCCUUUCACCUCCAGUGCACUACUCUGUAACAUGAAAUCUUGCAAUACUGACUUUUAACAUGACUACUGGUACUAAAAUGCUUUUUUCUCUUUUAACCUUAUGUUCAACUUAAUGAAAAUAAAUAAAUUAGGUACAAGAGUGCCACAUCUUCUUUCAAA
Molecule: messenger RNA, 1544 nt
Organism: Pocillopora damicornis (cauliflower coral)
Lineage: Eukaryota; Metazoa; Cnidaria; Anthozoa; Scleractinia; Pocilloporidae
Product: mediator of RNA polymerase II transcription subunit 18
Biological process (GO): termination of RNA polymerase II transcription; regulation of transcription by RNA polymerase II
Cellular component (GO): mediator complex; core mediator complex
Molecular function (GO): transcription coregulator activity
Source: RefSeq, a predicted model, not a curated record